This is a messenger RNA of Closterium sp. Yama58-4, 7146 nucleotides long. The record is from the annotation of a GenBank genome assembly. Lineage: Eukaryota; Viridiplantae; Streptophyta; Zygnematophyceae; Desmidiales; Closteriaceae.
AUGAUAGCGUGUGUGAGCCCCACAGACUCCAACGUAGAAGAGAGUCUCAACACCCUGCGAUAUGCCAAUCGUGCGCGAAACAUCUGCAACCGACCCACAGUGAACCGGCUGGGCACGGUGGAUGCAGAGGAGGUGCGGCGGUUGAGGCAGCACGUGUCUCUGCUGCAGGCAGAGCUGGCUAGGGUGCCACCCCCACUGCCCAUCACAGCGGAAGAGCUUCAGGUGGAGCAGCAGCAUGUGCCAUCGGCUGCUGUGAAACAAGUGGGCACAUACCACAUCUGCAACCGACCCACGGUGAACCGGCUGGGCAUGGUGGAUGCAGAGGAGGUGCGGCGGCUGAGGCAGCACGUGUCCCUGCUGCAGGCAGAGCUAGCUAGAGUGCCGCCACCACUGCCCAUCACAGCAGAGGAACUGCAGGCGUUGGAGCAGAAUCUGGCAUCUCUUGACGAGGCCAACACCCAGUUAAAGGCGUCUCUAGAAAGCACCCAGUCAGACCUGCAGUCCACCCAGCAAACCCUAGAAGAAACAAAGCUAUCCUUGGAAUCUGAGAGGCAACGAGCAGAUGACAGCGAGGCGGCGUGCGCUGCUCUGCGUGCUGACUGUGCGGCGCUGCGUGCUGACCUGGACAGCGCCACGUCGGAGAUCGAGCGGCUGCGCGCCGAGCUGGCGGCGGCAAAGGAGGAGUCAGCGAAAGCAAAAGAGCAGCUGGAUGGGUUGAGAAAGUCGCAUGACAGAACUGGCCGUGGGUAUGGCGCUGUUGGCGCUGCUGCUGGUGCUGGAGCUGGUAGCAUUGGCAGUGGUGGUAGAAGGCAGUCGGGCGGAGGUGGGGGAACGGCCGCCUUUGGAGCGGCACGAACGGACGAGAUUAAGCGAGUGAAGAGAGAGGCUGAUAGGGCAGUGGCUGAGGCGACCAAGAGGGCGGAGAGAGAGAGUAAAAAGGCGGAAGAUGCUAUUGCUCGGGCUAGGAAGGCCUUAGAGAGAGCAGUAGAGGCAGAGAAGCGAGCACCAGAGGCAGAGAGACGGGCAGCAGAAGCAGAGAGGAGAAUAGCGGAAGCUGAGAAGAAAGCAGCAGGGGCAGAGAGACGGGCAGCAGAGGCGGAGGAGAAAAGGGAGAGAGAGAUGCGACGGGCGGAUGGUAGUGUUGAGCGUUUGAGUUUGGCAGAGGUUCGGGCUGCCGAGGCUGAGGCGGAGGUUCGGGCGCUUCGCUCGGAGCUAGCCUCAGCCGCUGCUGAGGCAAUGGCAGCUGCUGUAGCCCGGCAAGCCUCAGAGCAGGAGCAGGUGAGGGUGGUUCGGAUGCAGCUUGCCGAGGCUGAGAAGGAGGCUCGGACGAGUAUUGCAGAGAUGGAAAAGAGAUUCGGGAAGGAGCGAGAAGAGUAUGAGAGACGGUUUGAAGCUGAGAGGCAGCAGUGGGAGGAGGAGAAGAGGGCGUGGGAGGAGGAGGGGAGGGCGAGGGAGAGGCGGGUGGCUCAUGAACGUCAUACCUGGAAUCAUGAGUUGACUGCGGAAGUGGAAAAACGGGAGAGGAACUGGGCAGCGGAACGGGAGAUGUGGGAGAGGAGUCUUAGAGAAGAAGGGGAGGUCUGGGAAAGAAGGCUGAAAGAGGUACGGGACGCAUGGGAAGCGAAACUGAAAGAGGAAGGGGAGGUGUGGGAGAAGAAACUCGCAGCAGCUGAAGAGAAAGCAGCAGGGGUUGCAGAGAGGAUCAGGGUGGAGGUUGAAAGGGCGGAGGAGCAAGCAGUGGCAGGGAUGCUGCAGGAAAGGAGGCUUGCAGAGGAGAGGGCUAUUGCUGCUGAACGGGCCUUGGCAGGGGAGAGAGCGAUGCUGGAGAGGAGAAUGGCGGAUCUGAGAGCUGAGGUGAGGAAGGCUGCAAAGGAGGAAGAGGCGGAGUGGCUGGGGUUGGUGACUUCUGAAGCUGAGCGGUUGAGUGAGGAGUGUAAUGCGUUGAAGUGCGAGUGUGGGGAGUUGAGGAGGGAGUGUGAGGGGUUGAGCAGGAGGGAGAGGGAGGAACGAGAGAGGAGGGAGAGGGAGGAGGCGAGGGCUGUGAGGGCUGAGGCUGCUGCUGCCGAAGCUGAGGCUCGGGUGGCUCGGGAGGUGGAGAGCGUCCAAGAGCAGGCUCGGGAAGAGGCUCGGAAAGAGGCAGAGAAAAUGGAGAGUGAAUUGGCAGAGGUUUGGGCGCAAGCAGAGGUGGAAGCAAAGAAGGCAGAAGAUGCAACUGAGAGGGUGAAAGAAUCAGAGGAGCAGGUGAUUAUAUUGAAGGUCAAGAUUGAAGGGUUGAGGGAAGAGUUAAACGAUCUUGAAGCUGUUCUGGAGGAGGAGGAACGGAAGGCGGAGGAAGCAGAGAAGCUGCUGGUUCGGGCCCAGGCCAAGCUUGCCGAAGCUGAGGCUCGGGCCGAAGCUGCAGAGGGGCGAGUGGAGGAGCUAGAAGGGGAGGUGGAGAGGGCAAGAGAGGCAGAAGAGGUGGUUCGGAUGGAGUGUGAAGUUUUGAGGGAGAGUGUGCGGGCAGCAGGGGAGAGAGUGGAUGAAGUGACAGAGAGAGUGAGGAGGAGUGAGAGAGCUGCAAAGGAAGCAGAGAAGAGGGCAAGAGGAGCCAAGGAGGAGCAGAGGAAGGCAGAGGGGAAAGCGAGUGAGGCAUUGGCAGCAGUGGAUGAGGCGGAAGAGAGAGCGAGAGUUGCUGUGCGGGAGAAGGAGGAGGCGGAAAAGAGAGCCGAGGAGGCGAGGCGGAGGGCUGUAGAGGCUGAUCGGAAGGCUGCUGCUGCUGGGGCAGCGUUGGUAAAAGCAGAGGAACGGAUGAGGGAUAUGGGAAGGAAGGAUGAGGAGAGGGAGGAGGAGGAGGUGGAGAUGGGGGGGGAGCAGGAGGAGGAAGAGACGAAGAAGGGAGAGGGAAAAGUGGGAGAGAAGAAGGGAAUGAACGGAAGACAGGGGGAAAGGGAUGUGGAGGAGGUAGUAGUGGCUUUUGUUUGCGAGAUGCUGGACAACGCAAUGGAGAGGAUGACUGUACAGGAGACGACUCCCGAGGUACAUCAAGAGUCACUGGUGAGGAAGAAUCAAGCAGAGGAGAAGGAGCAACAGUGUGGGGAAGGGGAAGGCAAGCAGCAGUGUUUGGGGUUGGAUGAGGUGGUGGGUGAGCUGCCGGAUGGAGUGCAGGAUGAACCGCAGAGUGAACUUCGGAACGGAGUGCCAGUGGGAGGCGAGUGGCAGGGCAGGCAGGAGGAGGUUGAAGCAGUGGUGGUGGGCCUAGUGGGACAGGUUCUGGAUAGCACCAUGACGAUUCUGCGGGCUCAGGAGCAGGCUCGGGAACAGGCUCGAGAGCAGGUCUGGGAACAGGUUUGGGAGCAGGCUUGGAAGCAGGCUCGGUAUCAGUCGCAGGUGCAGCUUUUCCGGGCAGAGGAGAAGGCUACCGAGGUGACGGAGCAGGUUCGGGGACUGGAGCAGCAGCUGAUCAAGGCAGAGGAGCAGGUUCGGCAGACCGGGGAAGAGAUUGCGGUGCUCAAGGCUGAGCUGGCUAGAAAGCAGGCUGAGCUGGAGGAUAAGGUUUCUGAGCUGGCACUGGCUGUGGAGGAGAAGGAGAGGGGUAGAGGGGAGGUGGAAGCAUUGAGGAAUGGGAUAGAGAACUUGCGGGGGAGGUUGCGAGUGAGGGAGGAGGAGAAGGGGCAUGUGGAGGAGCACCUUGAAUGGCUUAUGAAGGAGCUAGCAGAAGAGAUGGGAGAGAGGGAGAAGGAGAGGAGGGAAGUGAAUGGGAUAAGGGAGGAGAUUGGGAGAUUGCGAGGGAAGUUGCGGGAAGGUGAAGAGGCGAGGAGGCAGGCGGAGGGGCGAGUGGAGAGGCUUAUGAGAGAAUUGGCUGAAGCGGUGGAGGAGAGGGAGAGGGGGAGAGGGGAGGUGAAUGCGGUACGAGAGGAGGUGAAGGGAUUGAGAGGGAUGUUAAGGGAUGGGGAGGAGGAGAGGAAGCAACUGGAGGAGCAUGUAGAAUGGUUGAUGAGAGAGUUGGCUGAAGUGGUGGUUGAAAAGGAGAGGGGUGAGAGGGAAAGGCGAGUUGAGGGGGUGGAAUGGGGUGAGGAGGAGGAAAAGAAAGCAGAGGCAGAGACAGAGAUGGAAACAGAGACAGACACUGGGUCAGGAGAAGAGGAAGGGUUCUCAGCAGGUGUGGAACAAGAAGAAGACCACUUCGCAGAAGCAGAAAACGCAGGAGUGGCGGAUCCAGAACCAGAGGCAGGGGCAGGGGCAGGGGCAGGGGCAGGGGUUGGGAUAGGAGAAGAAGAAGCAUCAGAGGCGUGUGUAAAGUGGUCUGUGGAAGCGGGUGCGGAGGAGGCAUGUGAGGAGGUGGGUGAGGAGACGGGUGGGGAAAUUAUCUCUAUUCUGCAGUCUCAAGCCGCUAUUGCAACUCCUGCGAAGAAGAACCAAGAAGAAGAAGCUCCUUUCGUCACUCCUAUCGCCUCCCCUACCGCCUCCUCCCCUGCCUCUCCAUCUCCCUCCACUCAGCCUCUUUCUCUGCACCUGACCGCUUCACCUGCUUGCCCAGCAAUAGACGCUGCUGCUGCUGCUGCUAUUCCCACCUGCCCUUUGCCUGAAACAGUCAGUGGUGAUGACAGUACAGCCUCUGGUGUCCCCCUGCUUGCAACAUCAGGCAUGGACCAGCCAUGGAAUCCGUUCCUCUCUGUGCCUCCUGACGCCCCACCUGACGCCUCACCUGAUGCCCCACUUGCUGCUGCCGUCGACGCGGUUACAGCAGCACCAGCAGCAAGCCUGCCAUUCUCUCUGUACAAUCCCUUCCUGGAUAGUAUCGAGGAGCUGUUACAGCAGCCGGAAUCCUGUGACAAUACUGAAGAAAUCUUACCAAAGCAAGGGCCCGUUGAGCCACCGGAGGGUUUUGAGUGGCCUGAAAAUUCAUUGUUUCUCAGCUUUGACGAACCCUUAUUGGAGCCGAAGGGAAGUUUCAAGGAGUGCUUCGAGGAAGCCUUACAGGGUGGCGACGGCAGCAGUGAGGAGCCCAAGCAGACUGCUGACCGUGGCAGCCGCGGCCUUGCUCGUUCCAACAGCAACCCGUUCCUGUGCUCUUGGGCGGAGCUUGAUGGGGGGGAGGAGAUCUGUGGAGAAGAUGGGAUUGGUGUGGAGGAGGAGGAGGAGGAAGGGAACGGAGGGUGGGAGGAGAGUGGAAGGAUAGGGUACAAGGUUGGAUAUGAGGAGGGAGGAGGGGAUAACAAGGAGGGUAGUGGAGUGGAGCAUGAAGGAAGUGGUGGAAAGGGGUGCACUCUUCGCAGCAGUAUUUACACUGUCACCAGUGCUGGGGGCAAGGAUGGUAGCACUACUGCAGGAGUGACUGCUGGCAUCACCAGUGCUAACACCACUGCUAGCACCACCAUUGCAAGCACCGCAGCCGCUAAGAUUGCUGGCCUUGGGGGUGCGUUUGUAUCGUCAGGAGGAAUGGGGGCGAUGGGAGGAAUGGGUGGAGGAGGCGGGGAGGGUAACACAGGGAUUUCCCUUGGGGGUUGCUCUGCUGUGGGCGUACACACCAAUCAGCACUCACGGGGCCACGUGGAAAUGGGAAAUAAGAGAGGUGCUUAUGUAAGUGGUGAGAUAGAGGAGGUGGUGGAGCUGGUAGAGGAAGAGGAGGAGGGGACAGAGGAGGAUGUGGAAGAGGAGGUCAAGGCUGUAGAGGAGGUAGAGGAGGAAGAUGAGGAAGAAGAGAUAGAUGAGGUAGAUGAGGAACAGGAGGAGGAAGAGGAGGAGGAAGAGGAGGAGGAAGAGGAGGAGGAAGAGGAGGAAGAGGAGGAAGAGGAGGAGGAAGAGGAGGAAGAGGAGGAAGAGGAGGAGGAAGAGGAGGAAGAGGAGGAAGGAGACGAGGAGGAAGAGGAGGAAGAGGAGAGAGAAAGGGGAGCAAGGGGAGAGGCCACGGAAAAAGGGACAGGCUUCGAGAAUAAAUAUGACAUGAACACCAGCAGUACCAAUAACAGCAGUAGCAGCAGCAGUCGGGGGAGAAUGGCCCCUGGAGCAGUGGCAUCGGCAGCCGCAAUGCUGUCCCGCCUGCGAGGGUCUGUGAAGAUGGGGCAGAGCUUCAGACGCCGCCAGAUCUUGCCAUCUAAACCCAAAGCAGCACUGGCAGAGGGAGAAGCAGAAGAAUGGGGUACAGGAGAGGUGGUUUCAGGGAGCAGCAGUGGGGAGGGCAGAGGUGAAAGAGGAGGGGGCGUAGAGGCUGCAAACCAGGGGACCAGUCACUUGGAUGAGGGCAACGGUGGUGUGAGUGCUUGGGGGCAAGGCAGCAGUGGUGAGGAGGGGGGUAAUGGUCACGCAAUGUUUGAGCCGUUUAGUGACCUGCAUGCACCACCACCGGCCUUCCCAGACCACCUGGAUCUCAACACAGGGAUGGAUGACCAUGAAGAUUCCCAUGGGAGGCGCCGCAGCAUUGUUAGUAGCCUCCUCAUGCGGAAGAGUGGUGGUGGAGGGGGAGGGCAUGGCACGCACCAUGACUUUCAGAAGAGCGGGGAGAUCUACAGUGCGCAGCAUGUUAUAAGCAGAUUCAGUGGAGGGAAGAGUGGAGAUCUCUACCAGAGAAGCAGCAGCCACACCAACCGCAGCAGCCACAGCAGCCAAGACAGCCAUAGCAGCAGCAAUGGUGGGGCCGGUGGUGCAGAAAGGAAGGGGUCUACCUCGCCAUUCAUGGGAGGCCGCUUGGUUCGUAGCAACAGCUUUGGAAGCUUUCCCCUGAUUGGGAGUGGAGGCAGCAAGAAUGGCAACGACACAAGCAGCAAGAGUAGCGCCACUGGGGAGAGUGACAUGGUGGGGGGGAGUGUGAGUAUCGGUGGGGCCAAGAAGCCCUCUGGAUCUCCCUUUUUAGGAACGUCUCUCGGUUUCAAGGCAGGCAGCAGCCAAAAGAGCAGCAGCAGCAGCAAUGGUGGCAGGGGCAGUGGGAGCAGAGGGUUGGGAUCUCCUAGACUGUGGAACUCUCCUGUGUUAGGACCCCGAAGGCAUGAUGCUAAGGGCGGUUAUGGGGUCAUGGAGUCAGGGGUACUGGCUGCUGCAGAGGAAUUUAGUGCAUGGGUUGACGUGAAGAACGAUACUGAAGAAAGUGCGUACGAGCCAGGAGAUGCAGGGCGAGCAGGGAAAAGGAAAGGCUUCAGCCUGAAGAGUGCUCUUUCUACGAAGACAAACUGA